Fibroporia radiculosa is the source of this 2790-nucleotide messenger RNA. RefSeq lists its product as uncharacterized. Lineage: Eukaryota; Fungi; Basidiomycota; Agaricomycetes; Polyporales; Fibroporiaceae. The coding region runs from base 1 to 2790 and encodes 929 amino acids. The record is from RefSeq and is a predicted model, not a curated record. Gene Ontology annotation, molecular function: calcium-activated cation channel activity. Gene Ontology annotation, cellular component: plasma membrane. The transcript is spliced from 16 exons.
AUGUCCGAGAUUGCUCAACUCGUCGACGAGGAUGCCUCUCAGCGGGCGCUGGCGCCCGCUGCCGUUGGCACCCAGGUCGCCUUGAUGAGUGUCGUUUCACUAGCUACGAUAAUUGCGUUUAAUAUCCUUCGUCCGAGGAAUAAGAUCAUCUAUGAGCCCAAGGUCAAGUAUCAUGUCGGGGAUAAGAAACCUCCACGGAUAUCCGACUCAUUAUUUGGCUGGCUACCCCCACUGCUGCAUACAAAAGAGCCAGAGCUGGUUGACAAGAUUGGACUAGACGCUGCCAUUUAUCUGCGCUUCCUCCGCAUGUUCCGCUGGAUGUUCACCUGUAUUGCGUUCAUCGCAUGUACAGUUCUUCUUCCCGCGGAUAUCGUGUACAAUCUCCGUUAUGUCAACAAGGGACAACGGGACAUACUUUCGAUGAUGACCAUUCGCAACGUUCAAGGGACGCUACUCUUCGUCCAUGUCGUCGUCACGUAUGCGAUUACUGCCAUCGUGAUGGGUUUCGUCUGGGUUAACUGGCGCCAUGUCGUCCGCCUCCGUGGCGAGUGGUUCCGAUCACCCGAGUACAUGCAGUCAUUCUAUGCACGCACCCUCAUGGUCAGCAAGGUCCCACGGAAGUUCCAGUCCGACGAGGGCAUCCGUGCGAUCUUCCAGUCGGUACAGGUCCCAUACCCCACAACCUCCGUGCACAUCGGCCGCCGGGUCGGCCAGCUACCGGAACUGAUCGAAUACCAUAAUAGGACUGUCCGUGAGCUCGAGCACGUUCUGGUGAGAUACCUGAAGGACGGGAGAAUUGGUAAAAAACGGCCCGAGAAGAGACUGGGUGGAUUCAUGUGCUGUGGAGGGCAAAAGGUCGAUGCAAUUGAUUACUACACUGCGAAGCUGCAGCGCUGCGAGCAGGCGGUCGAGCAGUAUAGGUCCCAGAUUGAUUUGCGUCGGCCGGAGAUGUAUGGCUUCGCAUCUAUGGCUGCGGUUCCAUACGCGCAUAUCGUUGCGAACUUGCUAAGAGACAAGAAUCCUAAGGGUAGCAACAUCACGCUUGCUCCCAACCCUAAAGACAUCCUCUGGACUAAUCUGAGUUUGACAAAGGCCGAGAUGGCGCGGAACAGGACACUCGGAUGGAUGUUCCUCAUUUUGGUUUGCUUCUUGAACACUAUCCCGCUGUUCAUCAUCUCCAUUCUUGCCAACUUAGCUAGUUUGACAACUUACGUAACCUUCUUGCAAGACUGGUCUUCUGCAUCCCCUGGCACGUUCACGUUUGUUUCUGGUGUUCUGCCUCCGGCAGUGUCCGCACUCUUUGGCUACGCGUUGCCAAUCAUUAUGCGCUGGUUGACAAAGUACAUGGGUGCCAACACGCAUUCGAGUCUUGACCGUGCGGUCAUCGCUCGCUACUUUGCUUUCCUGGUCAUCUCGCAGCUCAUUAUCUUCACAUUGAUCGGCGUCAUCUUCAACUCCGUCACCGAGAUCGUGCAGCAAGUCGGCAAGCACGAAAGCUUCAAAGAAAUCAUACAGGAUCUUCACACACUUCCAAGCACGAUAAACCAGACAUACAUCGAUCAGUCUUCCUAUUGGUUGACGUAUUUCCCGCUUCGUGGAUUCCUUGUUGUUUUCGAUCUGGCUCAAGUCCUUAACUUGGUGGUUGUCUUUAUCAAGAAACGUCUCUUCGGUAGAACGCCACGAGAUAUCCGAGAGUGGACACAGCCCCCAGAUUUCCAGUACUCGAUUUACUACUCCAAUCUGCUGUUCAUGGGCACGGUCGGCUUGUUCUUUGCACCCCUCGCGCCGUUAGUUGCGGUUGCUGCUAUGGUAGUGUUCUGGUUGAGCUCGCUUGUCUACAAGUAUCAGCUCAUGUUCGUCUAUGUGUCGAGAGUGGAAACUGGUGGACGUUUGUGGAACGUAGUCAUCAACCGGUUGUUGGCAUCAAUCAUCCUCAUGCAGUUGAUCAUGGUAUUGACGAUUGGUCUCCAGUAUACGUUCAAGUCCUUAUACUGGCUCUCGACUAUUCCGCCCAUCAUAUUUGUAUUCGUUUUCAAGAUCUAUCUCAACCGAAAGUUCCUCCAUGCCUUCCGGUAUUACAUUCCGACGGAAGAGGAGCUGCGCGAAGCUUCUGUUCAUUCGCAACGUGCGGAUACUGUUGGAAACAAGCUCGAAAAGAGAUUUGGACACCCUGCUUUGAACGCGGAGCUGUUCACACCCAUGGUGCAUGCGAACAUGACGCACUUGCUACAGGAGGUGUUCCAGGGCAAGAUUGGCAGUACGAAGACACAUCUUGACGAUCUUGGCGGGAGCAGGGUUGAUGCAACUGUGGUUGCCGGUGGGGUUAAGAUUGCUGGUAUCGAUGAGCGCGAUCUGGCGUACGAUCCCGCGCUGUACCAGCGCGACCGUGGGGAAUUGGACUGGGACCAGCGCUCUAUGUCAUCUACCACCCUGCUCGGCGACAACGCAUCAAAGGCCAACCUGUUCGCUGCCGCCGGCGGUCGCGACUCUCCCGACCCUUCAAAGCGUACGGGGUACGACCGCUACCUGGCCAAAGGCCCUCAGGCUGAGAUCGAGAUGACGCGGAUGGACUACGAUCAACAGCCCCUGCUAAAUGCUGCUCAGGCACCAGGGUACUUUGAUCCGAACCAGAGCAUGGCCAGCUUCGCGCAGUAUGGCAUACCAGCUAUGGACGAAGCUCCGCCCGUGCCGAUGAUUCCCGCAGCAUAUAGCCAGCAGUCACUAAACGAGGGGUACCGGGAGGCCCCUGUUCACCGACCGGGUCCCGGUCGUGAGGCUUCCUGGCGAUGA